Messenger RNA from Ostertagia ostertagi, 726 nucleotides. The record is from the annotation of a GenBank genome assembly. Lineage: Eukaryota; Metazoa; Nematoda; Chromadorea; Rhabditida; Trichostrongylidae.
AUGAUAGUUGGUUACGAUUUGUAUCAUGACUCUACUCUCCAUGGAAAAACCAUUGGAGCAUGUGUGUCAACUACGGACCAAGAUUACACCCAGUUCUACUCACAAACUCGUCCUCAUGAGAAUCCUACUGAACUCGGAAACAAUCUUGGACACUUUAUCAAAAAGGCGCUGCGUAAGUACUACUUGGCCAACAAUCACACCCUCCCUGACAAAAUCUUUCUUUACCGUGAUGGUGUUGGCGAUGGGCAAAUCCACUAUGUGAAGGAUCAGGAGGUUACCCUUGUACAGAAAGCUUGCGAAGAAGUUGUGGAGAAGGAACACUCGAAACAACCAAUCAAACUGGCAUUUAUCAUUGUUACAAAAAAAGUGAACAUGAGAAUCUUCAAAGGUGCUCCUGACUCAGUAUUGACAAACCCGGAUCCUGGAACUGUUGUCGACACGGUCGUCACGCGACCCGAGAGAUACGACUUUUAUCUGGUACCGCAGCAUGUUAAUCAGGGCACGGUGACACCUGUCUGUUACAAUGUCAUAUUUGACAAUACGGGUCUAAAGCCGGACCAUCAUCAAAAGCUCGCGUUUAAACUAUGUCACUUGUACUAUAACUGGCAGGGAACAGUGCGCGUACCUGCACCAUGUCAGUAUGCUCACAAGUUGGCGUUCAUGGUUGCCCAGUCAAUUCAUAGAGAGGUAAAUGAGGAACUCCGCAGUAAGCUGUUCUUCCUGUAA